AUGUCUAGACAUCAAAGAGACUCACGAACCUUCGUGCCAACCAAUGUCCAUCAUAAUGCACUCACAAAACAGCUUUUAACAUUAUUCCCAGGAGGAGAUCCUGACUAUUUUGAAGAAUGUCUGGCCUAUUACGAACACAAUCAUGUCGAACGUAUUGCAGAGAAGAUCUGCGCUAAUGGUGGUCAUUAUCCCUCCAUUCCCAAUGACUGUCUGAAGAAUCGCGUCAAGCAACUCAAUCAUUCUCUACGUAUUUUGGCAGUCGACUUAUUUCCAGAUUGUGAUAUUAGCUAUUUAAGAGACAAGGUGCUUGGUUACAACCACAGCCACAUUGAGCAGGUGACAGAAGAUAUCGUACAAUAUAGAUGGCCAGAAAGACUUGAAUCUGGCAAGAUUAAUCGAUGGGAUUUUAUUAAAAGUGAAUCCUACAAAGCACAAGCACAGGAACAACUGUCGAUUGAUUUUCCACAGAUCUGGCGGUCCUCCAUCAGAGCAGUUCUGGCAGAAAACAAUUGGGAUUAUCUCAAUACCCGAGACCAGCUUGAAGAAAUGGGCUCAGGCAGCAUCUGGAGAUCGAUCCGUAAUUUUUUUUUACACUGGUCUAUCCGCCGCUCAUUUAGACCAAUCUUUGAAAAUGAACACAGAUCAGAGUUAGAAAACGAACUGGACGAAUUGAGGAUGCGGCACUUGAGAAACCAAUCUCAAAAUGACCAAAAAUUUGCUCACCAAAUCAAUGAAGAGGAAUACACGAACCACAACCAGCUCAUUACCUGUCUGUGCUGUUGUGACGAUUUUGCAUUCGAAAGUCUUGCAUUUUGUAGUGAAGGAGAUCACACCUUCUGCUAUUCAUGUGUUAGUCGCUUUAUGUCCGAAGGCCUCUUUGGCCAGGGAUCCUUACGUGGUGUACAACGAAUACAAUGUAUAUCACCCACAGACUGUGCUGGCUGCCUGUCUCCUCUGAUGCUCGAACAAGUCUUGUCGCCCGAUGUUUGGAUGGCAUACGAAAAGUCAGUUGUGGAAGCCAAUCUAAACCAAGCGCACCUGACAGUUGUCCAAUGUCCUAAUUGCACUUAUGCCGAAAUCGACGAAACAAUUCCACCUUUUAAUCAAAUCCUCCGUCGUACGACCCCUUUAUUCCGUCUGGCCCGAUGGCUUAUGGUAGUUACAAUAGUCCUAUCGUUUUAUUAUACUUUGUCAUUGGUAUUGCCUACAUUGCUUACUACGCUUCCAUGGCUUGUACGACAACAGUGGGACUUGGAGAACGAUAUGAAGUUAGUCUACGAUCGGAUAGCACAAGCAAGACGAGGGAAAGCCUUUCAAUGUAGGAACCCUACUUGUGCAAAACUCUCAUGUCUGACGUGCAUGAGACCUAUCCGAGGUUUACACAACUGUAGAGAACAGGAACAAGACGGGUUAAGGCUCUAUGUCGAAAAGGCCAUGGCAGAUGCUGUCAAAAGAACGUGCCCAGUUUGUAGUUUAUCUUUUCAAAAAGAAGACGGUUGCAACAAGGUUGUUUGCAAGUGUGGAUAUGCAAUGUGCUAUGUGUGUCGAAAAGAUAUUGGCAAAGAAUCAUAUUCACACUUUUGCGAUCAUUUUCGAGUGAUACCUGGGUCUCAAUGUAAAAAGUGUACCAAAUGCGACCUAUACAAGACCGAUCCUGAAGAUGAGGCAAUCCAGAAGGCAGAAGCAGAUGCUCGAAAAGAAUAUCUCAGAGCACAUCCGAACUUAGCCCAACAGUCCGUUCGUGCAGAUAUAGCUAUAGGUCCAAUGACUACACUAGAGAAAAUGGACUCAUGGCGACGUGAAAAGAUUCUACAAACCCUUCAGUUUGGAAUGGAUUUGUGUAUUUAA
Molecule: messenger RNA, 1848 nt
Organism: Phycomyces blakesleeanus NRRL 1555(-)
Lineage: Eukaryota; Fungi; Mucoromycota; Mucoromycetes; Mucorales; Phycomycetaceae
Exons: 8
Coding region: 1-1848 (615 amino acids)
Source: RefSeq, a predicted model, not a curated record